Molecule: messenger RNA, 3157 nt
Organism: Anguilla anguilla (European eel)
Lineage: Eukaryota; Metazoa; Chordata; Actinopteri; Anguilliformes; Anguillidae
Product: U2 snRNP-associated SURP motif-containing protein-like
Exons: 24
Coding region: 118-2793 (891 amino acids)
Biological process (GO): RNA processing
Cellular component (GO): nucleus
Molecular function (GO): RNA binding
Source: RefSeq, a predicted model, not a curated record
CUGCGCAGCCUUUUCCCACACAGUUCAACAUGGCGGGCUAAUAAACAUAACUAAUGAAAACGGUGCGUUGAUCAACGUUAAGCAGGAGCAAAAAUAAGCCCACAGCUCAAUGGUAGUAUGGCAGAUAAAAAAGGCAAAAAUGUUGGAGUUAAACGGACAUUAACCAAAAAAGAACAGGAAGAACUGAAGAAAAAGGAAGAAGAAAAAGCAGCAGAGGUUUUUGAAGAGUUUUUAGCAUCUUUUGACAGCAAUGAGAAAAGUGGGGUGAAGACCUUUGUCCGUGGUGGCAUUGUGAAUGCAACAAAAGGAGCAGAAGAGGUGAAGAAAAGCAAGCUUUACAGACCAGACACCAAAUUUACACCGUUAGCUCAGCAUGUUUCUACAACACAGUCCUCAGAAGUCAAGAAACCUCUAAUUAAAAAGAAGACAGAAGACAAAAAGAAGAGUAAUCUUGAACUCUUCAAAGAAGAGCUAAAGCAGAUUCAGGAAGAGAGAGAAGAGAGGUAUAAAAGGAAGAAAAAUGAACCAGGAUGCUAUGGAGACUUGGACAUUCCGUUGACUCGACGAUCAAUAUUUGAUGACGACCCUGGUGUGCCAACUACAACUAAUCUGUAUAUUGGAUGUAUUAACCCAAAGAUGAAUGAGGAAAUGCUUUGCAAAGAGUUUGGAAAGUACGGACCACUGGCCAGCGUGAAGAUUAUGUGGCCUCGGACGGACGAGGAGCGCACCAGGGUCACAAACCGUGGCUUUGUGGCCUUCAUGACCCGUAAAGAUGCGGAAAGAGCUUUGGCAGCUCUUGAUGGUAAAACGGUCAUGGGUUUCGAAAUGAAGCUGGGAUGGGGAAAAGCGGUUCGUAUCCCUCCCCAACCGCUGUACACCCCCAUAGGGGCGCUAAAAAUGUCCACGCCCCCGCCCCCAUCUGGCCUGCCCUUCAACGCUCAGCCUCGAGAGCGGUUCAGAAAUGACUUCACUAAGCCCUGGGGCAGGUCCAAGGAGGAAUUUGAAAAGACUCUGUCCGAAGCCGUAGUCAAAGUGGUUAUCCCAACAGAAAGAAACCUUUUAGGCCUCAUCCACAGAAUGAUAGAGUUUGUGGUGCGUGAGGGACCCAUGUUUGAAGCCAUUAUUAUGAAUAAAGAGAAGAACAAUCGUGACUUCAGGUUCUUAUUUGACAACAAAAGUCAGGAGCAUGUGUACUAUCGCUGGAAAUUGUACUCCAUUCUCCAGGUAAGCUCCCCCAAUGAGUGGAGCACGGCAGACUUCGGAUCUUCCGCGGGGGCUCCCUUUGGCGCCCCCCCCCUGCUGAAGCCAUACUUGCAUGGAGAUGAGGACACCAGUGAAGACCCCGCCUCUCCCUCCCAGGAAGAGGAACUGAAGAAAGGCCAGCUUAAGGCAGAGCACAGGGAGAAGCUUGAGGACAUUCUCAGAGCCCUCGCCCCACGCAGGGAGGAGGUCGGUGAUGCCAUGGCGUUUUGCCUGGAGAGGGCAGAGGCAGCAGAGGAGGUCGUGGGGUGCAUCGCGGAGUCCCUGUCUCUCUUGCAGACUCCCCUGCAGAAGAAGAUUGCAAGAUUGUAUCUGGUGUCGGACAUUUUAUACAAUUCUUGUGCCAAAGUUGCCAACGCGUCCUACUAUCGAAAAUACUUCGAAUCGAAACUGCCCCAGAUAUUUGGAGACAUCAGUGAGGCUUAUCGGAACAUUCAGGCUAGGCUUCAAGCUGAACAGUUUAAGCAAAAGGUCAUGUGUUGCUUCAGGGCAUGGGAGGAUUGGGCCGUCUACCCUGAAUCCUACCUGAUUCAGCUGCAGAAUAUCUUCCUGGGCCUCGUCAAGGCUGGGCAGGAGGUGAUCGAGAGGCCAGAAGUCACCACUCCUGACCUUGACGGUACUCCACUGGAGGACUUGGAUGGUUCACCCAUGGCCAGCCUGUCCUGGGACCCUACCACCUUGGAUGGGAUGCCUGUCGACGACAUUGACGGGGUCCCCCUGGGCAACCCACUGGACGACAUUGAUGGAAUGCCAAUGGAGGAAAACGCUGAUAAAAAUAAAAGCAUUCCUCGCCCUCGAGUGGCUCUUUCCAAAUGGGAAAGGGUUGAUGAUUCUGAAGUUCUGCCCCAAGUGAAUGCUGAAUCAAAAUGGGAUCUGAUAAAAGAGCAAGAUUCAGAGGAGGAGGUGAAUGUCGGUGUGGACCCUAAGGGGGAUGAUGGGAAUACAGAGGACAGCAGUGGAGAGGACUCGUCUAGCCCAUCCAAGUAUGAUGUGGCCGAUUUCAAAAGAUCCGUGACUAACUUUGAGCUGUCUGAGGACAAGAGGAGCAAGCUGCGUGAACUUGAGGUCAAAGUGAUGAAAUUUCAGGAUGACCUUGAGUCAGGGAAAAGACCCAGGAAGUCAGGAAUGGGUGUUCAGCAGCAAGUAGAACACUAUCGGAACAAGUUGUUACAGAAGGAGUUUGAUAAAGAUGAUCAGGACAGGAAGGAAAAGUUCACACAAAAGUCAAAAGAGAGAGUGAAGAAAGAUGAGAAGAGGGACAAAGCAGAAGACAAGAGUAAAAUAAAGGACAAGAAGAGGAGUAAUAAGGAAUCAAGUCAGGAUUGGGACAGAAACAGGGCCGGCGAGGAGAAGGUUCGGGAGCGUACAGAACGGUACGGAGGAGGCAACUCUACCUCCCCUUCCAGAACAAAAUCAAAGUCUCCGAUGAAGUCCAAGCAGUUGCGAUCACCAUCGCCUGGCAGAAAGUCAAAGAGGUCAAGCUCCGGGUCACCUCAUCGUUCUCACAAAAAAAUUAAAAAGGGCAAACACUGACACCCUGCAAUACCUGCCCCCCCCCCCCCCUUCUUCUUAAGCAUCCAACAUACAGUACAAACACUCACAGACUCUGCCAAUGCUUAUGGUGCCUGAGCCUCACCCUCUCUUGUACCACAGUGGGGUGACUCUCCGGCAUCGGUUUUGUUUUUUCCAUUCCCCUAGCCCCCCGCCAUCUCAAUGCACCACACAGAAUAUGUACUAGGGCUGCUUGAGCGAAAGGUUUGGUAUAUGUUUGUAAAAAUGGAAGUUCAAAUAUUAUUUGUACAAUUCUGUUGUUUUUAUUUUAUUUUUGUUUUGUACAUCCAUGUUGAAAUCUAUUGCAAGAGUGUUACGGAAACAUAAUAAACAGUUCUUGGCGGUG